Messenger RNA from Toxotes jaculatrix (banded archerfish), 6499 nucleotides. It is a transcript of the gene glis2b, whose product is annotated as GLIS family zinc finger 2b. The record is from RefSeq and is a predicted model, not a curated record. Lineage: Eukaryota; Metazoa; Chordata; Actinopteri; Toxotidae. The transcript has 7 exons. Gene Ontology annotation, molecular function: RNA polymerase II cis-regulatory region sequence-specific DNA binding; DNA-binding transcription factor activity, RNA polymerase II-specific. Gene Ontology annotation, biological process: regulation of transcription by RNA polymerase II; smoothened signaling pathway. Gene Ontology annotation, cellular component: nucleus. Bases 913 to 2373 code for a protein of 486 amino acids.
CUCUGGGCUGGUCCUGACGGGCUGGCUGAGCUCCGGACGGCUGUCUGUGUGCUUCAGACGGUCGUGGGGGAGACUAUCAUCAACGCUCAGCGUCUCCUCGAGUGCUCUGAGGAAAAACAAAUUUAUAAAAAAAAGCUGAAGAGACACGGGGAGAACUGCGACAAAAGAAAGCAAACAACCCCACCUCGGCAUCUGGAAACGCACCGAAGAAGAAGGAGACGAUCCUCCCCCUCUACCCCACACCCCGUCGCCAACCCGCCCUAUCUACCCUACCCACCACUUCGUGCCAUCCCUGUGGUCUGAUCUGCCCUCCCACCCCCCACCAGGAGAACCACGAGCACCCAUAGGAAACCCCCACUUGACCAGCGUUGCCAUUAAGCGAUGCGCUUUGAAUUUAGGAAGAAAUCACCUAUGCGUUUUUGAUGCAGAAUACAACCAGUGGUCUUCAUUUUUCCUCAGUGGGAACAGUUAAGGCUACGGAUCUGGGUGUUUACACUUUUUUGACGGGUUUCCAGUGGCAUGAUAACAUGCAGCAUAUAUCAUCCCACGGCAACAGACAAGGCUGUCAUUCCAUAGAUUAGUCUUUAUUUACACAACCAGCUGUCACAUAAGCUGCGUUUGAGCUUAUGUUUGAUUUUUCCAUGCUUACAAAUAAUCCUGACAAUGGUCUGGGAACGGACCGCCUCUCCAGACACCUAGUAAUAUUUUCUCAAGACGUGUCAGAUCUAUAUUUCGUUUCUAUCGAAGAGAAAGCGACAAAUUGACGAGGAGUCACUUGACACCGACGCCGUUUUCGAGCCACAGGACUUUGCGUGCGAAGUUUGCACCGGGAAGAGGGGGACCGAGGCGGAGAUAUCUCGGCUGUAUCCACGGCAUUUUCCCUGCAAGGUGGGAGGUCGGUGGGUUGCGGUCAUGCUGUCCCUGGACGAGCCCCUGGACCUUAAGCUGCCUCGACGGGCCAAUGGACGGGACAGAGGGGCUCGCUCACCCCCACUCUCCCCGCUGCACCCCAAGCGAGCUCGCCAGCUCCGCAUGGCAGAUGAUGGCACUGCAGUCAUAGAGCCAGCCUCGCCAGCUUCUCCGCGCACAGGUGUGCAGGUGAUCCCUCACGAUCGAACAGACACCCCCACCCCCCCUGCAGUGGACCUGAGCAUGUCUCCCUCCUCCCGCCACACCCCAAGCUCUCCAGAAAUGACCAACGGCAACUAUGUCCCCUCAGGGAAUUCUCACAUUUCACAGGCCUUUCAGUUUUUUGUGCCAAUCGGAGCUGGGGCAGGACUUCACCUGCCAUCCUCCAUGUUCAUUGGCCAGACGAGUGACAAGAGAGCCUCUCCUGACCUGUCAGCAGAUGAACAGCUGGCCUGCCGCUGGAGGAAGUGCCAUCUGCUCUUUGACUCCCUGCAAGACCUGGUAGACCAUGUCAACGACUUCCAUGUGAAGCCUGAGAAGGAUUCUGGGUACUGCUGCCACUGGGAGGGCUGUGCUCGCAAAGGCAGGGGGUUCAAUGCUAGGUACAAGAUGCUCAUCCACAUCCGCACUCACACUAACGAGAAGCCCCACCGCUGUCCCACCUGCAACAAGAGCUUCUCACGUCUGGAGAACCUUAAGAUACACAACCGUUCACACACAGGUGAAAAGCCCUACAUUUGUCCAUAUGAGGGCUGCAACAAGCGUUACUCCAACUCCAGUGAUCGCUUCAAACACACGCGCACACACUACGUGGACAAGCCCUACUACUGCAAGAUGGUGGGCUGCCUGAAGCGCUACACAGACCCCAGCUCUCUCCGCAAGCACAUCAAAGCUCACGGCCACUUUGUGGCUCAGGAGCAGGGCUCGCCAGGUGGGGUGGGUUCCCUGCUGAAAGGGAGUCAGAGUGGCGGGCUUGCGAGUGGAGGAGGGAAGGAUUCAGAGCUGUCUUAUGUGAGUGGAGCCCACAUUAUCAUCCCAGGGGCAGCGGCUGCUCUUCUGGGAGGCCAUGCUCUGCAGGGCCUGAGUGGCGCCGUUCCCCUGUCUCCCCUCAGUCCUCGGCCCCUGGACCUCAGCUCACUGGGUUGCCCCAACUCACCUCCAGGCAGCUUGGGAGGCACACCCAUCCUGUCCUUUAACGGCUCCCCGCUGGGCCUGGCCAAGUCUCCUCUUCUCUCCCCUGCAUUCCCCUCUUCAGCCCUGGGCCUGCCAAUGGUGCCCAUGCUGGGGGCAGCAUCUGAGCGCAGGUCCCAGAGCCAGCAGGCCAAGAAGGGCCAGGGGGAGGAGGCCGAGAACGAGGUGACUGGGGGGGUCCUCAACCUCUCCACAGGAGGGUCUCAUGAUCCCCUGUCAUGGGUGGUCAUUCCUCCAGGCACCGUGGUGCUCAAGCCAGCUGUGGUCAACUGAUACAUAUACACACACAUAUACACACACAUUCCAGAAGAGCUCAGGGGGUUGGGAUGGGAGGGUGGAUGCCAUAGUAAGGGUAUGGGUUGUCAAAGGUGAUAGGGAUUGACUUGCACAAUCAAAUCCAGGCAAUGCAUUUCAGAGAGAGGGUGGAAAAGGAAAAAAAAAUUAUAGAGAAACCUAUCAAAACUACAAUCAAGAAAACAACAGAUAACUCUACACCUCACAAGAAUUAAGAAUACAACGCAAGCCUCUUUUAUUGUUGGGAAACCAAGGGGCCCAAGAACUCUGUUCAGGAACAUGUAUGGUUUGGCUCCUUGUUGCUUAUUUUAUACUCCAUUCAUUCCUAUUUGCUGGUUCUGUGGAGACAGGGACCAUGAACGUGACAGUCUUAGUGCUCUGUGUUCUUACAAAAGUCCUGAUUCAUUGACAAGUAUUUAUAUGACUGUACUUCAUCGACAGUGUGCCUCCAGCUUAGCAGUGAGAUAGAUACACCAUGAAACUGAAUGACGCACUCACAGUUGGGCAAACUUGCACAUAAUAGGAAGAUUCUCCACAGCUGAUUUUAAAGUUAUGACCUAUUUUUCACAGGCUGCUGUGAUUAAUAUGAUUCAGACAAGCUUGCGAUACCAAAGCAAGUGAACUCAAACUGUCUUGGAUUUGUGCAGGAGAGGGUUCUGAGACAGUUCAGUUAAACACAGCACUCAUAGUGUCAACUGGUUAUAGUAUUGAAACCUCAAAACUGCUGCUAACGUCUCAGCUUCACCAGUGUAACCUAAACUGGGAGAGAGCACUUUUGACAAUCUGUCCCCAUUUCGGGGAGGGUGACCAACAUGGACCAGCCUAGUCCACCAGAAUGUGUACCAGGCGUGCAGACUAGGGGCUUUUAGGGCACAGAGCGAUCUGAGGACUUAAUACAGACAAAUGGUGUUACAUCACCUGGCAAUGACCAAUCAUCACUUCCUCUUUUACACAAGUGAAAUUUAGGCACUGGUGUGUCUGGCUCCCCCCUCUGGUUGGACACAAUACACAACAUCCUUCUUGCCAUUUACAGAACUAGCACUGUUUUGCUCUUGGAUUGUCCAGCUGCUUUCCCGUAAUUGAAUCAACACGGCCAGUUUGUGUAUGAAAGGGCCACUGUGGUGAUAAACACUAGUGUCUUGUAUUUUUUAAAAGUGACCCUACCCAAAACCAGCUGUGAAAAGCAGGUGGUCAUCCAAUUGAAGCCCAACUUAGCCUUGUCGGUUGAAGUUUUGUCCCAAGUUCAACAACUCUCACGCUGUGCCAAAAAUACCCAGAGAGGGUAAAGUGGGAUGUAUGUAUUGUGCCACAGAGGGGGGUGUGAUGCACUCAAUGCCACAUACAGCUGGACUGACUAGGAAGCCACACUAUUGCAAACUGCCUCAUUUUACUCUGUCCAAAGGGGCAAAAAAAAAAGACAAAAAAAGACUCGUUUGACUUCUGGGAAAACUUUUCUCAUGGUUCGAUUAAGCAGUCAACAUGCACUUACCACAAACUAUAUUCCUUACAUGUUUUAUGAAAUGUUACUCUUAAGUCAUGGUUCUUUAAAAACUAGUUUGCUCUUAUUCCAUUUUUCUGCAAGGGUCAUUUUUGCUGUGGGGUCCUUCUGAGCUUGUGUUGUUCAGUGGUAAAUGCAUGUAUGAUGUUGACUGCUGUCGCCACAGAGGAGAGGUAGGGGAGCAGGAGAGGAUCAUCACAACACAAGGAACUCCCUCAAGAGACUGACACACUCAACCCUCCUCUCUCUUGUCACUCCUCCAUCUCUCCUCUUGCCCACCUGCCUGUGUUGUGGGUCUUAACUUUUCCAUCGCCCAGUCUUAGAACAUCAGUAGACAUCAGUUAUUGCUGUUUUAUAUUUUUGUCAUUAUUUUUUGCUGUUGUUCAGACGAGACAUUUUUUCUGAUGUUGAAGUUGCUUCUUGUGUUCUGCAAUGGCUGCUCUGUAAUCAGCUUUCUGCUGUUGCAGGUGAGUCCUUUUAGGGAGUGAAGAGAAGAAGAGAGAGAGAGGUUUGGGUGGUCCUCCUGGGCAGUGUUUCCCAACCCGGGGGUCCUAUGAUAAAUCUGAAGGGUCACAAAAUGAUUUAAUGGUCAGUGGUAAUUUUUGCUUUUUAGCCAUGCUUGGUAGUGUAGCUCAGUGGAUUGCAGUGUCAGUCUGUUGUUCGGUCCAUGCCUUUGUUCCAAAUAGCAUGGGCUAGCCAUGAAAUUUUGUACAGACGUUCUUGGUGUCCAGAGGAUGAAUUCCCUAACUUUCCUUUAGAAAUCACAGUUUUGUUGAACUGCUCACAACAAUAUGUCUAAAAUUAGGCCAUGAACAUUGAUUAUGGAUCAUAUGUUCAGAUUAUUUUGCUUUAAUUUAAGGGAUCACAGUCCAAAAAGGUUGGAAACCACAGCUCUAGGGGGAUAUAUGGUGGACCAAAUGAUAUCACACUCCUCCAUGACAAUCACAUUGGUGUUUGACAGAUAAUUCAAAUAGGAAAUGGUCAUAAAAUAUUUCUGGAUCUAUUUGUGUAUCCUAACACCAAAUUAUCUUGCGGUUAAAUUGGAUUUGCAAACUCUGCUCCCUUUGUUCUGACUUUUAAUUUUCACAGUCAGAUGAAGGGAAAGCAAAGAGAACUAACAUUCGACUGCAAAAUGGCAGGCAGCACUGGGAGAGCGUGAGAGCAAACAGGGAAAGGAUUGGCUGAAUGAAUAAAUGAAUGGACAGGGGAUAGGGAGAGAUGAGGGGAGAGGCUGUGUGCCAGCAGAGGAAAAGAGGCAGAGGAUAGCUGUGCUGUGCAGCCGCCCUCCAUCUGGCCACCUACCCAGCAAACGGCCCUCUCAGCUCUGAAGUCACUGGCUGUGCUGUGCCCAAUGUGGCAGCCACUCACAGGCAUACCAGCCUGCAGAAAACUAGGCCACUGAACUCUGCCUGCCCUCUGGGUUUUUUUUCUUUUUUUAUAGAUUAAACCCAAAAGGCUCAGCUCCCCCACCUCCCGGCCACAAAGCUUUUUACCAGAGAUGGGAGAAACAGGCAAACUAACAAGCUGCAUUCACAGUAAACAAAAACAAGUAUCAUCCAACCCGUCUGAGGCUGAGCUCUGUGUUGGGCUGCCCACAGGUCUACGAACGUUCACAGCAGAGAUGAACUGCAUACCUGUGUUUCCGCCUCAGUAAUUCUUAGUCAUCAUUAUCUCAGGCGCCGACUGCCCCCACUCCUGCCCCCACCCCACACACACACACACACACACACACACACACACACACACACACACACACACACACACACACACACACACACACACACACACACACAUACACCAGUGGCCUAUCUCUGGGUUCAGGCUGGUUAUUGAAGCGAAUCUCUCAUUUUGAGUGGACAAUCCUGGCAUGUGAUGUCAUCAGAAACAGGUGUUAAGUAGGCUAGACAUGGUUUCCGUGGCAACAGUGAAACCCACAGAUGUGGCGGCUCUCCUCCUCCUCCUCCCUGUCUGUCUCUCCUCUGCUGGUCGAAGCCAGGGACAGAGACUCAUCACAGCGGCAGAAAGCUGAAUAACAUGACACGGAUCCUUCCAGGGUCCACAUCUUUUCAAUAUUAAAUAAGCUGUAUGAUCCAUUAACCCUUUGAGCUCAGUCUGUAAUAAACUGCACUUUUGUACCCCUCAUAGCGUGUUUAGAUAUGGGGAUGCUGCCGCAUCCUUUCUCACUGCAGAGCGUAAUUCAUCAGUCGAUUUGAGAACCAAUAAUUGUAAAAUUCCUCAGUUGCUAAGAUGUCUGAAUUUAAACUCUUAUCUCUUUUGACAUUAUAAAAGCGGUACUUGCUCCUGGAGAUUUUAAAGUAACCUUUGCUUAAUGCUAUAAAAGUGGAACUAAAAUCCAGGGCACAAAAAAUGUGCUAGCUAGCUAGGUCAGUGCCAUUGACUGAAGUGCCACAGUGUUGCACAAAGGGUUAAUGAUAAGACUAAGGCCAUGCAAGGCCUGUUCCAAGUUAUGUUUUCUUUGCACAUUUGUGAGAUAUUAUGUCAGUAUUUGAAUUUUUCCAAGUGCCUUUUUAUUAUAGGUAAAAAUAUAGAAGUUAUACUCUAUAUGAAAAAAAAAUGAUUAUAUGAAAAUAUAUUUUUCCUGGCAUC